Fukomys damarensis (Damara mole-rat) is the source of this 2488-nucleotide messenger RNA. It is a transcript of the gene Ero1b, whose product is annotated as endoplasmic reticulum oxidoreductase 1 beta. Gene Ontology annotation, molecular function: thiol oxidase activity; protein-disulfide reductase activity; FAD binding. The transcript is spliced from 15 exons. Gene Ontology annotation, biological process: protein folding in endoplasmic reticulum. The coding region runs from base 75 to 1601 and encodes 508 amino acids. NCBI's taxonomy places the organism in Eukaryota, Metazoa, Chordata, Mammalia, Rodentia, Bathyergidae. Gene Ontology annotation, cellular component: endoplasmic reticulum; endoplasmic reticulum membrane. The record is from RefSeq and is a predicted model, not a curated record.
CUGGAGUUCUGGAUGAUUGCUUGUGUGAUAUCAACAGCAUUGAUAACUUCAACAACUAUAAGAUCUUCCCCAAAAUGAAAAAACUGCAAGAGCGAGAUUAUUUCCGUUAUUACAAGGUUAAUCUGAAGCGACCAUGUCCUUUCUGGGCAGAAGAUGGACAUUGUUCGAUAAAGGACUGCCAUGUGGAGCCCUGUCCAGAGUACUUGAAAGUGGCAAAUAAUACCAAAGAAUUAGAAGAUUGUGAGCAAGCUAAUAAGCUGGGAGCAGUUAACAGCACAUUAAGUAAUCAAAGCAAAGAAGCUUUCAUUGACUGGGCAAGAUAUGAUGAUUCACAGGAUCACUUUUGUGAACUUGAUGAUGAGAGAUCUCCAGCGGCCCAGUAUGUGGACCUGUUGCUGAACCCGGAGCGGUACACUGGCUACAAGGGGCCCUCUGCCUGGAGAGUGUGGAACAGCAUCUAUGAAGAAAAUUGUUUCAAGCCUCGGUCUGUUUAUCGCCCUUUAAAUCCUCUGGCACCCAGCCGAGGUGAAGAUGAUGGAGAAUCAUUCUAUACAUGGCUAGAAGGUUUGUGUCUGGAGAAGAGAGUCUUCUAUAAGCUUAUAUCAGGACUUCAUGCUAGUAUCAAUUUACAUCUAUGUGCCAAUUACCUUCUGGAAGAAACCUGGGGUAAACCGAGUUGGGGACCUAAUAUCAGAGAAUUUAAACACCACUUUGACCCUGUAGAAACCAAGGGAGAAGGUCCUAGAAGGCUUAAGAAUCUUUACUUUUUAUACUUGAUUGAGCUGCGAGCUUUGUCAAAGGUGGCCCCCUACUUUGAACGCUCCAUUGUCGAUCUUUACACUGGAAACACAGAAGAAGAUGCGGACACCAAAACCCUUCUUCUGAGUAUCUUUCAAGAUACAAAGUCCUUCCCCAUGCACUUUGACGAGAAAUCCAUGUUUGCAGGUGACAAAAAGGGGGCGAAAUCACUAAAGGAGGAAUUCCGGUUACACUUCAAAAAUAUCUCCCAUAUUAUGGACUGUGUUGGAUGUGACAAAUGCAGAUUAUGGGGGAAGUUACAAACUCAAGGUUUAGGAACUGCCUUGAAGAUACUAUUCUCUGAAAAAGAAAUCCAAAAGCUUCCAGAGAACAGUCCUUCUAAAGGCUUCCAACUCACGCGUCAGGAAAUAGUUGCUCUUUUAAAUGCUUUUGGAAGGCUUUCCACAAGUAUAAGGGAGUUACAGAACUUUAAAGUCUUACUACAACACAGUAGCCUACAGGUGCAGCCCUUUCCUCCACAAGGCCCCUCCAGGUUAACAGUCUUACCUUCCCUGAAGUCCCUGAGGGGCAAUGUUCCAGGCAAGGUCAUCGUCGCUAUCAUAUCUUCGAGGGUUGUCAAAGAAGUACGAUCUGGGACUGAAUCCGUGGCUGGGGACUAUCCCAGGACUGGUCUGGAAAGACAGGUGAGCACUGGGCAUACUUCCAGGCACUUUGCCUUGCCACAGAGACUAAAAACGUCCUCCCCACCUGGACAGAAUUUGCUGCUUUCACCUGGAGUGUUCUUUUGUUUUAACAGGAUUACCCUCUCUUCCAGUCUUGCUUGCAACAACAAAUCAUUUUAAUUCUUCACUGAAAGAUUCCCAAAUUAGGCAAAGUAAAGUAGAUAGUGCAGUGUGAGCAUUUAUAACAAAAAAAAUUUAAAGGUGAUAUCACUUGGGGAGCUGCCUGUUUUCAGAUCCUAGCUCUGUAAUUGUUUAACGCUGUGUCUGCCCCCUCAAAAAUUUCCAAGGUACAGUGCUUGGAUUUCCUCCUGGGCCACGGCUCAUCUCUGCUGGGGGGCCGCAGGCCAGGCUGUGCCCCACCCCCACUGGUCCAGUCUCAUCACUUUCUAUUCCUGCCUCAGUAGUGACUACCCAGAGAAGAAGAAGAAAACAAGAUAAAACAGCAUGCCCACAUUAGCUGGGUGUAAACUAAGAACUGCGACUUGUUUGGCAGCUCCUCAUAUGCUUCCCACACUGCCCGUGUGGGCCAAAAUUCACCAAAUUCACCAACUCCUUUGGUAGCUCACACAUCAGUCAAAAUUCUUCCACCAGUUUGUGUGGCUAGAAUUCUCUGUAGCGCAACUCCCAGGAGUUUUUGCACUCUGGCUGCUUUUGCAUAUCCUGUCCUGCUCCUGUAAAUCAUUUAGGGAAAUGACUGAGCUGAAUUCAGGUAAUAGGAGAAGGUUUGAAACACCAAACAGCGGAGAGAAUUUACCGCACUCUCCCCAGUACUAUUUUUACUUCCUUGUCAUCCCAUUCACCACCCAGCAUGCUAUAGGGGCAGAGAACUAAAUUACCAUUCUCCACUGUUCUUUGCUAGAAGAAAACCUUAUCUACUUGGUGCACAGUAAGCUGAGCCUCAAAUACUAGUGAGGCUGUUCCAUUAACUGUUUAACAAUAAAGUGGUUAAUUAUUUUCCCCAGGCCCGAAGAUGCAUUUUACUUUCAUUUCUUUUGUAAAAUAAAGCU